AUGGUGUAUUGUGGAAAAGCCUCGCAGGGCUGCCAGAAUUGCCGUGUACGACGUAUCAAGUGUGACAAAAUAAAGCCAGAAUGCUCGCAAUGUAUUCGAGUUGCGAAGAAGUGUCCUGGGUAUCGCGAUCAGCUGUCUCUCAUGUUCCGCGAUGAGAGCAGCAAGGUUAUACAAAAGGCACAUGCGCAAUGGGGUGUUGGCGAUGCUGUGUCCGAGGAACUCACAACACAAACUUCGUCCAGCUCUCUUGCUUCAUCCUAUGCAUCUAGUGCUUCAACCCAAGCUUCGUCCGUCUCCGCCUCCUCCUCUAUGGUUUCUCUGCACAACCACUCUGGUCCCUCGUCGGAUGUAUCCUCCACCAUCUCUUUUAAGUCCGGCUGGCCAGCGUCUCCUGUGUCUACCUCCAGCCAGCGAACCUCAUCACCAGGUCCCCCAUCUCCAUCUUCUUAUCCAUACCGAGAUGGAUCUUCAACCACCAGCACAAUACAGUCUAUCUUUAUCGAGCCGCCUCGGCUUCCGACACCUGUUGAUCUAAGUAUCGAUGAACAGGGCACACAGUUCUACCUCAACCGUUACCUCAUCGGCCACCCCGACGAACCCAGGUCGUCUUCUGAUUUGUCAACCACUGGAUGGCUAUGGGAUCCUGCUGUACAGGACGUAAUGGCUGCUGUUGGUCUCGCUAGUCUCUCGAAUCUCAAGAGUGAUCCCAACAUGAUGACAAUAGCCCGCCAAAAAUAUGGAAUGGCCUUGCGUCAGACGAGGCACCUCAUACAAACUUCAGAGAUGCCAGAUUUUGAGGUGACAAUGCGCUCCGUCGUCAUGCUUGCCAUGUUCGAGGUGUGUGCCCUAACCCCCAAUGCCAUCCGUCACUCCCCUAUGCUUGUCAAGGGAGCACAUCAAGGCAUGGGCCACGUCCACGCACACGUUAUGGGCGGCGUUGCCUUGUUACGGAGAUGGUUGCCCAUCCCCGCAGCAGCCCAUCUAGGCGUUCGUGCUAUGGUGCAAAUGGCUUAUACUCUCUUUAUACCUGCUUAUAUGUCAGCAAUGCCUCUGCCAGACCCCCUCUACGAAUGGGUAGCGUUUGCAAAAACCCUACUUGAGCCUGAAGCUCACCCAGCCACGGAUCUGGGUCCAUUAAUUGGUCGAUUCAUACAGGCAUCGACUUACACCAAAACCCAUACUUUUGUUGACGGCCGGCCUCUUACACUCUCCGCUCUGAAGCAAUUGAUAGAGACCGACGAGUUAUUUGCAGAUUGGGAGCGUGAACUCGGCCCUACCUGGCGGUACCGCACAGAAACAGCUGACCAUCUACCGUCGUCCGCGGUAUUCGACGGUAUGUAUCACAUCUAUUACGACAUGUUUAUUGCCCGCAUGUGGAACCAUUUCCGAUGGGCGCGGACUCUUCUGAACCAGUCUAUCAUUGAGUUUAUAAAAAAAUACCCCAAAUCCAGUUCGCCAUUAUUCUCCCUGGCCGAAUAUGGACGUCGACAUGAGAUCGUAAAAGAUCUCGCCCACGAAACCCUUGUGAGCACUCCAACGCAUUGGCGCCACCCCCUUCUUACCGAAAAAUCGGUCGUGCCCGUCGAGAUGAUGGGAGGAGCGGGCUCGGGCUCGGCUGGGCUGCCUGUUGUUCUAUUCCACCUCCAAGCCGCUGCAUGUGCCCCUGGUGUCCCUGCUGCAAACUGGGACUGGGCCUAUGCAGUGAUGGAGUGCAUAUGGAGUGACAUGGGCAUUCUGCAUGCCAAAUCUAUGAUGGAGGAUUUGAAACUGCAUCGGGACUCGCUAUCGGUCAGGGAAGAGGUGGCCGAAAAAGAAGUGCGGUGA
Molecule: messenger RNA, 1824 nt
Organism: Fusarium sp. VM40
Lineage: Eukaryota; Fungi; Ascomycota; Sordariomycetes; Hypocreales; Nectriaceae
Source: the annotation of a GenBank genome assembly